UGUGUUAUCAGCCCAAGCCAAAUUCCCAGUACUACAUUGAUCGAUACUGGUCUCGCGGAGAAGCUUCCCAUUAAUGCCGCUAAUUCGAAUAUCUCUCCUGUGCGCUCUAGCCCCAACGUCCAUCUAACUAAGAGACAACAAGUUCCUGUCACUCUGGGGGUCUGUGUUUGUGUCCGGCCUGCUGACGAGACAGCAUCAGAUAUAGCUUUUAAAUCAGCCAUACUGCUUCCACAACGACAAGCAUUACAUUUGGAGGCAAAAUCUUCUAGUUUAAGUCAUAAUGGAUCUAUCCAGAACGCUGUAUCAGAGCACCAUUUGGAGGAGCCAGGAUUCGAUAUCGAUAGGAAAACUAGGGUUACAAAAGUUAAAAAAGGAUUAAGCAACAAUUGUUCUAAAAGCAAUUUUACUUGCGGUGAUGACGACCCUAGAACUGUUGGUGGCGGUGGUUCUAUCGUUGAUAAAGUGACUGGCAGAAGUGAUGUUGAUCAUGGUGAGACAGAAGACAUUUACUACAAUGAGAACGAGCUCCGUCCUCAAAAUGGAGUGUUUGUGCGCUCUUUGAUUGAGGGAGGAGUUGCGCAUCAAGUAGGUCUCUUAUUUUAUCUUGAUUUUGCUUUGAGUGCUAACCUUUUAUUUCAUUAA
Molecule: messenger RNA, 642 nt
Organism: Protopolystoma xenopodis
Lineage: Eukaryota; Metazoa; Platyhelminthes; Monogenea; Polystomatidea; Polystomatidae
Source: the annotation of a GenBank genome assembly